Molecule: messenger RNA, 1270 nt
Organism: Panicum virgatum (switchgrass)
Lineage: Eukaryota; Viridiplantae; Streptophyta; Magnoliopsida; Poales; Poaceae
Product: auxin-induced in root cultures protein 12-like
Exons: 2
Coding region: 223-1077 (284 amino acids)
Source: RefSeq, a predicted model, not a curated record
ACCAACAAACAUCAUGUGUCGUCCUCUUUUUAGCUUUGUGUUCACGCGAGUGUCGAUGUCUAUUCCAUGGAAAUUUGGCUGUCUCCUCGAUAAAUGUUGAAUUUGGACGUUGGAAGCUGCCACUGAUGCGAUCCAGUCCACAAGUACUCGUCUUCCACUCUUUUCCGUCAGCAGAGCGUUAUUACUCCCUAAUCCAAUCGUACUAUUCAUCCACUUUUGUAAAUGGCUUCAACGGCGCCCCACGGGCUGGCGCUGCUUGUGCUCGUCGCGGCCCUGCCGGCGGCCAUGUCCUCGUGCGCCGGCGAGGACUUCCCAUCAGGGAGGAGCUACGUGACGUGCGAGGACCUUCCCUACCUAGGCGCGUCGCUGCACUGGACCUACGACGCGUCCGGGCCCUCGCUGUCGCUGGCGUUCGUGGCCGCGCCGGCGGCGCCCGGCGGGUGGGUGGCGUGGGGCAUCAACCCCACCGGCAGCGGCAUGGUGGGCUCGCAGGCGCUCGUGGCGUUCGCGGGCGGCGCCGCCAACUCAUCCGCGCCGGCCGCCGUCAGGACCUACAACAUCACCGGAUACUCACCCCUCGGCGACGCCUCGACGCCCAUCGCGUUCCCGGCCACCGGCCUCGCCGCCGACGUGGGCGACGGCGGCAAGGUCCGGCUGUACGCGACGCUGCGGCUGGGCAAGGGGUUGAAGAAGGUGGUGAACCACGUGUGGCAGGUCGGGUCCUCCGUGACCAGGGGGGCUCCCGACAUGCACGCCAUGGACGCCGACAAUCUCGCUGCCAAGGGUAAGCUCGUCCUCACCGACGGGGCCGCAGCGAGCGCUCCAGCGCCCGCCGGCGGCUCGUCCAGCUCUGGUGACGGUAGCGGCGACGGGUCGUCGUUAAGGCGGCCGAUCUCACCGGCGGCACACACUGCCAGGGUCUCGGUGCCGGAAGUCGUCGUACUGGCGGUCCUUGGCUUCUUGACGAUGGCAUGGAAGGACAGAUGGUGCUGUAAACCAUGUCAUUCAUUUUUUUGUGUGUAUUUCAUUGUCUUCAAUUCUUCAUUGAUUUCGAGUUUGCCAUUUUUCAGGCUAUGAUGAACAGAAAAACCUAGAAAACACUGCUAUACUCUGUUUUGGAAUGACAUAGGUAGUUGAUCAAUAUCGUUUAGUGUUGUUUCUUCUUGUUUAUCUUUGUCACAUAAAGAUGACUUUAGUUUCUGAACCAGCACGAGUGCUGGGGUCAUUAUGAGCAUCCCAUAGUGAAAUCUUGAGGUGAUCAUUACUUGCA